This is a messenger RNA of Scomber scombrus (Atlantic mackerel), 878 nucleotides long. Its product is annotated as N6-adenosine-methyltransferase TMT1A-like. The record is from RefSeq and is a predicted model, not a curated record. Gene Ontology annotation, molecular function: S-adenosylmethionine-dependent methyltransferase activity. NCBI's taxonomy places the organism in Eukaryota, Metazoa, Chordata, Actinopteri, Scombriformes, Scombridae. The coding region runs from base 137 to 871 and encodes 244 amino acids. The transcript is spliced from 2 exons.
CUUCCUUCCUGAUGUGGAUCACAGUCCAUUUGCGCCACCGUGUGCUCAAAGUGCAACAUGAGCGUCUUUGCGUCAGGUAUUAGUGUUUAAUCUUUUCAUCUUCUGAAGUCUCCUGUCUAGAUUAGCUCAGUCCAACAUGAAGUCUUGUCUAAUGAAAUUAUGCAGACUGCUUUGCAAACUGUUGACUUUGCCCUUACACCUCAUGGAGAUCACAGGCUUUUACGGUAUGUACAAACGUCUCUUUCCGCUGCUUGCCUACAAUAUAACAUUUUCCUACAACGACAAAAUGCACACAGUGAAGAGAGAGCUUUUCCGAAACGUGUGCAAAUUUGCAAACGCAGACGGCACACUUCGCCUGCUGGAGAUCGGUUGUGGCAGCGGGGCCAACUUCCAGUUCUAUCCGUACGGCUGCACGGUGGUCUGCACGGACCCCAACCCGCACUUUGAGAAGUACCUCCGGAUGAGUAUGGACGCAAACAAGCACCUGACCUAUGGCGAGUUUAUAGUUGUCCCUGCAGAGGACAUGAAAGGAGUAGAGGACGAGUCUGUGGACGUUGUUGUCUGCACGUUGGUGCUCUGCUCGGUCAGAAACGUGCACCGGGUGCUGCAGGAGGUCCGAAGGAUCCUCAAAACGGGCGGAGCUUUCUACUUCAUGGAGCAUGUUGUUUCAGGUCCUUCCUCCUGGACACAUUUCCUCCAGCAUGUAUUUGAGCCUCUGUGGUACUAUCUUGGAGAUGGAUGCUCGAUAACCAGAGCGACAUGGAAAGAUCUAGAGGAAGCUGGUUUCUCUGAACUUCACCUGAAACACAUUGAGGCUCCAGAGGUCACUUUAAUGAUAAGACCACACAUCAUGGGAUACUCUGUUAAAUGACUGCAGG